Messenger RNA from Musa acuminata subsp. malaccensis (wild Malaysian banana), 2187 nucleotides. RefSeq lists its product as uncharacterized. The record is from RefSeq and is a predicted model, not a curated record. NCBI's taxonomy places the organism in Eukaryota, Viridiplantae, Streptophyta, Magnoliopsida, Zingiberales, Musaceae.
AUGCCGAACGAUCCUCACGCCGACCCUCUCGGACCCGUCACCCACGGAGAAGGAGAAAUGCUGACGUCAACGCCAGAUCGUUAUUGCCGCCUGUUCAACGACUUAGGGAUGCCACCCCCAUUAUCCACGGCCGACCCUCCAGCCGUACUGCCCGAGGCGUUCCUCGCCCUCGUUAAGCAAGUGCAGGGAAUGAUGGAGAUAAUGCAGACCGUUGUCCCACUCAUUCCCGAAAUCAGGCGACUGAUGGACGCCUCCGCAGACCCACCUCAUCUAAGGCCGAGCACGGGACAGGAUGCAACCGGUGAGACCCGAGACAGGGCCAUACACCAUGAGGGUUCGCCCACGUGUGUCUCUCCUGCGCCCUCCCGAGCCGCACGGCGCCGCCCCGAGCCUGACACCGUAUCGUCCGACUCGGCGGACAGUUUCCUUAAGGUACAGUUCUCCCAGGUCAAUCGCCGCCUGGACGAGUUCCGACGCGAGCUCCAAAGGUUGCGGGACGAAUCAAGCGAGGACACCUCGGGGGGGUCCCCUUUCGUUCAGGAAAUACAAGAAAAACCUGUCCCUCUCAACUUUAGGGUGCCGGCCCUGGAAACGUACGACGGCGGCUCUGACUCAGCAGAGCAUAUAGCCGCGUUCAGAACUCAGAUGGCCCUUUACGGCACGUCCGACGCGCUGAUGUGCCGUACGUUCCCGACCACCUUCAGAGGACCAGCACGCGCAUGGUUCAGCCGGCUGCGACAAUCCUCAAUCGCAUCUUUUGACCAGUUCGCCAAAGAGUUCGAGCAAAACUUCCUUACCAGCGCGCGGCCUCGGCCUUCCAUAGCCGCCCUGCUGGCACUAUCGCAGCACGAAGAGGAAACGCUCGCGCAGUUUGUGACACGCUUUGCCGCGGAGAUCCGCGGCUAUUCGGACACUCACCCCUCUUUGAUCAUGCAGGCGUUCCUGACGGGGCUGAAACCCUCGAGGUUCUUCUGGUCACUAAUCGAGAAGCCGCCCGCCACUGUCCCCGAGAUGCUCCACCGGGCCAACCAAUACGUCGCCGGCGAAGCAUUAGCAGCAGGAAGACGCCCGGUCGCGAAGAAAUCGCGAACCGAGCAACCCCGAGCCGCCACCUCGUCGGUCGACCUGCGACCCCAUCGGAGGCCCGACCACCCUGAGCAGCGGCUCCCGAGACCUCCUCCCCUCCCACUCAACACACCUCGUACCGAGAUCUUCCUCCAGAUCAGGGAGAAAGCUCUUCUGCGGCCCCCUAAUCCUAUGAGAGCUACUUACAAAAAUCGAUCGAAAUACUGCAGGUUCCACCGAGACCACGGCCACGACACAGAAGACUGCCACGACCUCCAGAAUCAGAUCGAGGAGCUGAUCAGAAGAGGGUACCUCGGCCGUUAUCUCAAGGAACCCCGAGAAGCAACCCCGCGUCCCCGGAUGCCCGUGGAGAGGCAGGUCGAUGUCAUCAUCGGUGGACCAGCGGCAGGCGGCAGCAGCUCAAGCGCAAGGAAAUCCUACGCCCGGAGCUCGGUCGAGAAGCGCCCCCGACCCGAACUAGAACCCGAAAUCUCUUUUGGGGCCGAGGAGGGAGAAAGGUCCCAUCAUGACGACGCUCUGGUAAUUUCUGUCCAGAUCGCCAACGCUCGGGUGAAGCGGGUGAUGGUCGACACUGGGAGCUCCGCCGACAUCCUGUACCUCGACGCCUUCAAAAGGCUCGGCCUGCCCACUGAAGACCUCAUCCCCAUGAGCUCGGCGCUCACGGGAUUCACCGGAGACUCAAUCUCCCCGCUCGGCACCACCACACUCCUUGUCUCCAUUGGGGAGGAGCCAAGAACCAAGACAAUAAUGACUACGUUCAUGGUGGUCAACCUGCCCUCGGCCUACAACGUUAUCCUCGGGCGCCCGACGCUCAACAAGCUAAAAGCAGUAGUCUCAACCUACCACCGAGCCAUCAAGUUUCCCACCUCGGCGGGGGUUGGAGAAUCGCGAAGCGACCCAGGCGAGUCAAGAAGGUGCUACCUCACCGCGGUCUCACUCCCGAAAAGGGCGUGCCCCCAUAUCCCAGACCCACGAGAAGAGACCCCCAUGUCAACACACCUUGAACCGCCCGAGCGGCUUACCGAGGUACCGAUAAAGGGAGACCGGCCCGGUCAGACCGUGAAAAUCGGCACAGCUCAGCUCGAAGGAAACCAGCUCUAG